AUGCAUCGGCGAAGAGGCGACGGGGGCGACCAUGCGCGGGACCAAGGUCAAGUUGCGCGCGGGGGAGGCGCGCACAACAACUCGAGAAAGGGGAAGACGGCUUCUCGAACGCGCAAAGGGAGCGAGAAAUGCGAGAGCAGCAGGUCACCCGCGGAGAAAGGGCACUGGGAAGGUAUCGAUGAGUUCGGAGCAGACGGAAACGAGGCAUCGCGUGGCGUCGGUACCGUGGAUGAGGCCGAGGACGAGGAACGCAGACUAGAAGAUCAGGCGAGGCACCUGGAGGAAAAGUUGGCACUGCUCCGUGAGGAACAGGUAAUGGUCGCGAAGAAGCACGAAGAGGUGCGGAUUCGGAAAGCGGCGAGGAGGGAGCUCGAGAACUUCAAGUCAGAACUGCAGGAUGAAUUCGAUGGUGUCGUGUUGGCGCUGAGCGAGGAGAAGAACGCCAAGCUGAAGGUCGCUGGUUCGUUUAAGCGGGAAAUCAAGUCGCGCAUAGCCGAGCUCGAAAGCAUGCUGACGCAGCUGGGGGAUAAAGUCAGCGCCGUCACGGAUCUGUACGACGCCACUGUGAACGAGCUUCAAAAAGAGCUCGCGGAGGCGGUCAACGAGCGGGAAAAAACCCUUGAAGCUGAGCUCAGGGACGAACUCGCGGGUCGGUUCGCCACACUUCGGAACAGCGGUGAAAACAAAUUCGUUGGACUCGUCUGA
Molecule: messenger RNA, 705 nt
Organism: Micromonas pusilla CCMP1545
Lineage: Eukaryota; Viridiplantae; Chlorophyta; Mamiellophyceae; Mamiellales; Mamiellaceae
Exons: 1
Coding region: 1-705 (234 amino acids)
Source: RefSeq, a predicted model, not a curated record